AUGACCAAGGGCAUCAAGCAGAUACAUGCCGAGGACACCAUCGGUCACAUGCCGGCAAAGGGCAAAAGAAAGGAGAAGGCCAAGGAAGUCACUGAGCCCAUUAGAGGGCACCAACUAGCCAAGGCCGAUGCUGAGGCUAAGACUUACAAUCCACCUUGCAAGAGAUGUGUCGAUGAGCCUUGCCUUGUCAUCCUCAGCAAGAGAGGGCAGGUCAUGAGGUCCUGCUCCAAAUGCAGCCUCAUGAAGGUGAAGUGUGACCGACCGAUGUCAGUCGAUUCCAAUACUCCUGCACCAGCUCAGCAGGCACUGAUGGCACACCUGAGGUCCAGGGCUGCACCAGCCUCCAAGAAGGUUCCCCUGAUGGCAACCCUGAGGUCUGAGUCCAAUGUUCCCCCAAGGAGAACCAGAGCAACCUCACGCGCACGUCCACCGACUCCCAUCUUGGAGUCUGAAGAGAAAGCUGUCAAGGGUACCAAUGUGUCCAUCACAGGCAAUGAUGAUGCUGACAUGGAGCCCAAUGCCGAUGCCGAACGGCACUCCAACAUCAACACUGAGAUACUGGUUGAGCCCACAGCGGAUGAUAAUAUCAUCAUCAAUGAGCCUCGAGCCAUCACAUCUGUGGAUGACUUCCCUGCUGAUCAUUGGUUGAGUCCAAAUCUGAUGACUUCAUCAUUCCGACACCAACUCCUGCAGCUGGAGAAGUUUCCCUUCCUUCGGCAUCUCUCCCACCAACUGUCAGCCCUAGUGUCAACAUCGGACAAUCACAUCCAAUAUGUGAGAGAAGCAAGAGCAGUAAAUUGGUGA
Molecule: messenger RNA, 804 nt
Organism: Suillus paluster
Lineage: Eukaryota; Fungi; Basidiomycota; Agaricomycetes; Boletales; Suillaceae
Exons: 4
Coding region: 1-804 (267 amino acids)
Source: RefSeq, a predicted model, not a curated record